UAUAUCAAGAAGUUUUGGGUGCUGGAGAUGAUACCACAUUAGAAAAGACAGCAGCCACAGAAGAUGCAAAUACAACAAAUGAAGUUAUUGAAACUGCUCUUGUACAGAAAGAUUCACAGUCUAAUGAGACAGCACCAACCGAAAAUAUACAAACAGAAAAGCAGAAGCCAUCGUUGAAGUCCAACCUAAUAUUAAUAUAGUGGUAGAGGAUAUUUCUGAAACCCAAUCUUCUGUUGAAGAUGGUUUAGAAAAAGUGUUAUUGAAAGUAGAAAACGAUGCCAUAACUGAAACAACAACCACUGCAGAUCAAAGAGAAAAUGCCACAAACGUAGAUAGCGAAACUGUUUCUCAACCGAAAGACUUAAAAGUCACUGACACAGUUCCAGCAGAAAAUAUACAAACAGAAAAGAUAGAAGCCAUCGUUGAGGUUCAACCAAGUAUCAAAAUAACGGAAGAAGUUUCUUCAGAAAACCCGUCUCCUGGUACAGAUGAAUCAGAAGUAGUAGUGAAUCAAGUAGUAGUUCUAGAUACUGAACAUACCUCCACAACGGAAGGAAUUACAGAUCUAAAAGAAUUACAAUCUGAUGACGCUAUCCCAACUGAAAAUGUACAAUCAAAAACGGUACAAGCUAUCGUUGAUGUUGAACCAAUUGUCGACUCGACCUUACAUGAAAAAGUUUCUGAAAAACCAUCUCCUGUUGAAAUUGAAUCAGCUAAUGUACAAGUUGUUCUGGAUGCAGAAAAUAAUACCACAACCGAAGCGCCAACGACUGCAGAAGGUCAAAUAAAAAAUACAACUAACGAAGUUAGCGAAACUGUUCCUGAACCGAAAGAAUCAAAAUCUAAUGAGCCAGUAGAAAAUAUACUAAAGGAAAAAACAGAACUCAUCGUUGAAGUUGAAACUAAUAUCAAAGCCGCAACAGAAGCAUUACCUCUGCAAGAUGCUGCUGGAGUUGAAUCUGAACAAUCCCACACUGAUCAAACAAUCGAUUUACUUGUGGAAACAGAAACGAAGAACGAUACUCUGGAAUCAGGUGAUAUUGAUAGUAAGAAACUUGUAAAUGAAACAGUUUCUCUAGAAGAUGCUUUAGUUCAGCCUGUAGAAGCUAAAGAAAUUGCUGGAGAAAAAGUUACUCUUCUUGACGAAAAAAUAGAAAAUGCUUCGCCAAACUCAGAUGCCACAGUGGAAACAAUUGAGGAGCAUGUCCCAGAAGUAACUGUAUCUACGACGAAUGAACAGGAGGAGACAGCUGGAGUUGUUCCAGAAAAAAAUAUUAUCACAGAAAUACUGCAUUCCGUGAACUCAAUUGAGCCUGUAAUUUUAAGUAGUGCUGAUGCAUCAGUUGAAGUAGUAUCCAUCAAUGAGGCUCGUGGGCAUUCAGAAGAGCCAACAUGUGAGCCAUCAGAAGCAGAAUCAUCCGCUCGUGGGCCCAUUAUUGAAAGAAGUACUCGACGAAGCAGUGGAGGCCUCAGAGGAAGUCGUCACGGCUAUUCAAGGUCUGAUAAGCGCAGCAGAUGAGCAGUUACUGAAAAUAGAUAGCAUUAAAAAAUCGGCGAGAAACUUAAGCAAGGAAACAGAAGAAAAGGACAAUACCGAAACAGAUGAGAAGAUUCCCGAGCAGAAUGGUCACGUUUGUAAAUCCGUAGACGAUAGGAAUACUGUAGAAUCAUCCGAGUUACAACAACAGCAGGAAGAAGUAGACGACGGCGAGCCCUCAACUUGAGCAGGUCGAUGAUGAAGAAAAGGCUCAA
Messenger RNA from Armigeres subalbatus, 1752 nucleotides. RefSeq lists its product as uncharacterized. The record is from RefSeq and is a predicted model, not a curated record. The transcript has 3 exons. Bases 1362 to 1724 code for a protein of 120 amino acids. NCBI's taxonomy places the organism in Eukaryota, Metazoa, Arthropoda, Insecta, Diptera, Culicidae.